ACGUAUUUUUCUAUCGCGACGAUUAUAGGCUAGGAAAAGUAGCGCGCUGUUUCUCUAACCUAGAAAACGUACCCCCUCUGAAAACGCCGAGCGCCUCAGAUCCGUUUUUGUGAUUCGUCUUUGGCGCGUUACUCAGGUUACGAAUCUCGUUACUCCACGCCAGGCGUUCAUGGUGCUGACUGGCCACUGGAUCACCAGUGACUUCCAACUGCGGCAGGUGGUGAUGGAGUUCGAGCAGCUGCACGGCUCGCACACUGGGGUCCUGAUAGCGGAGACAUUUGAGCGGGUCUUGACCGAGUGGGGCCUCGUACCCCACCUGUUCGGCGUCACCACCGACAAUGCUGAGAAUAAUGCCAAGGCCAUGCGGCUCCUCACGGGCGAGGACCCUGGCCUUGGUCGCGACCCCAUCCUCAAGGAGGAUCGGCACUUCCGCCUAUUGGCGUGACAGGCACUACCUCCCCGGGUUGAG
Molecule: messenger RNA, 469 nt
Organism: Closterium sp. NIES-67
Lineage: Eukaryota; Viridiplantae; Streptophyta; Zygnematophyceae; Desmidiales; Closteriaceae
Source: the annotation of a GenBank genome assembly